CGAACUGAACUGACCGCUUUUUUUGCGCUGGUGUUGGCGGCCACACCACAUCACUUUUCAUUUUCUAUUGCUAUUGCUAUAUAACAGUGUUACUGUUACCAUUAUUACCCUUCUCGAGUAUCAGUGUGUUCAUGUCCACUACGGCCCAAGAUCAAUCCCAUCCCCAUUCAAAUUCCAGCUAUUGCUUUCUCCUUCCCUCACAGUGACUUCUCUUCUCUCUUUUCUGCUUUUCUUCUUAUUUCAAUGACAUACAUUAUCGGAUCAUUUCCCCCCAUUCCAAUUAUCAAAUCUCAUCAUAUCAUUGCUUGAUUUAUUCUUCACAAUCUUAACCACAUCUGCUAGUUGCUUUUAUCUUCUCUGCUCUAAUUAUCAAUUCUACAAAAAAUUAUUUUAAUUACACGCGCCGAGUUGGAUUUGUAGAGUUUUGUUAGGGCACUAGCAUUCCAAGGUCAAAUAUUUGAAAAUAUAGUUUGUCAGCAAAUCUUGGCUCUUGUAAAUAAGGCACUUCCCUUAUGCUUUAAAUGUUUGUAUUCAACUAUCUGUGCAGAUGGGUCAAAGAUAUGAAAACAAUGUUUUCAAGUCUCACAUAAGUAAUAUUGAAGCUGCUCCCGGUAUGACCCAAACAGUUCAUCUUCCUCCCCCACUUCAAACCGACCCUACCAUAAGAGGAAAGCAAAAUGGUAAACCAAAAGGUUCAAGAAAUGCAAAAUCUGCGGCUCACAGACCUUAUGCCGAUUCCACUAAUUCGACUGCGGUUAACAACUGUCGUUAUGACAGUUCCUUAGGACUGUUAACCAAGAAAUUUGUGAGCUUAAUCCAGGAUGCUAAGGAUGGAACCCUGGAUCUAAAUAGAACCGCUGAAAUCUUGGAGGUUCAGAAAAGGAGAAUUUAUGACAUUACAAAUGUUCUUGAAGGGGUAGGACUGAUAGAGAAAACAUCAAAGAAUCAUAUAAAGUGGAAGGGAUGUGAUGGGCUUGGACCUCGAGAACUGGAAGACCAAGUUAAUAGUUUAAAGGCUGAAGUUGAUAGUCUAUAUGCCGAGGAAUGCAAACUUGAUGAUUGUAUAAGGAAAAAGCAGGAGCUUCUAAGAAACCUGGAGGAAAGUGAAAGCUCUCAAAAGUACCUCUUUAUAACCAAGGAAGAUAUUCUUGGCCUUCCAUGCUUCCAGAAUCAAGAAAUUAUUGCAAUCAAGGCUCCAAAAGCUAGUUCCAUCGAGGUUCCUGAUCCUGAUGAGGAAUUAGGUUUUCGGCAAAGGCAGUACAAAAUGAUUGUUCGAAGUGCCAUUGGACCAAUAUAUUUGUACCUCUUGAGCAAGGACGACCACAAGUUUGAGGAUGAUAGUGCCAAACCGAUGAAAUUAACAAAUCCAUCAUGGAAUAGUGAUCUCUACAGAAAGAGGGGUGUGGGAUUAUUAGAAAGCCAAAAUGAUGAAAAUAAUCCUUCUGAGCGUUUCAGUUUGCAGGGUUCACAAGCAUUUGGAAUUCAAGAAAUUACUCCCACUGAUUUUGAAAUGGAAGAUGACUAUUGGUUUCAAUCAGAUCCUGGAGUGAGCCAAACAGAAUUGGAAGGAGUAGUUGGUUCUGAUAGACGUGCUUCAGACGAUUAAUCCAAUAAGAGGUGCGGGAUUUGCUUGAACACAAGCUUCACUAACAGAUACGAUUAAUAAGAGAUAGACUGUUAAUUGUUCCAGAUGACACAAAGGAUACAUUUCAAACUGUAAAUUUUGGCUCCUUUUUUUGGCUUUUUUUUCUAUCAGCAGUUGCCUUAACUAGGAUAAUUGUGUCCUAGUUCAACAAUGUAACUUACGAAUAAGAUUGAGAUAUAACUUUUAAAUAGAAGUGUCUCAAAUCUAUUAUAGCUUUACAUAGAUAAAGAUAUAACCAAGGGUCUAAGUUAGUUGU
This is a messenger RNA of Glycine soja, 1901 nucleotides long. RefSeq names its product transcription factor E2FC-like. Gene Ontology annotation, biological process: regulation of transcription by RNA polymerase II. Gene Ontology annotation, cellular component: RNA polymerase II transcription regulator complex. The transcript is spliced from 13 exons. The record is from RefSeq and is a predicted model, not a curated record. Lineage: Eukaryota; Viridiplantae; Streptophyta; Magnoliopsida; Fabales; Fabaceae. Gene Ontology annotation, molecular function: RNA polymerase II cis-regulatory region sequence-specific DNA binding; DNA-binding transcription factor activity, RNA polymerase II-specific; protein dimerization activity. The coding region runs from base 548 to 1606 and encodes 352 amino acids.